Messenger RNA from Chilo suppressalis (striped riceborer), 3248 nucleotides. NCBI's taxonomy places the organism in Eukaryota, Metazoa, Arthropoda, Insecta, Lepidoptera, Crambidae. The record is from the annotation of a GenBank genome assembly.
AUGAGCGCGGGCGCAUCGAAAGCGACAUCGCAUAAUGACAGUGGCAGGGAAGGUGGUCGCAGCCGCAGCCGGCUUGCGCUGCGGGUCGGACAGUGCUCGCGCACCUCGCCAUGCGCACACGCUCGCCCCAUGGCGCGUCGCCUGGCGCUGCUCGCGCUGCUGGCAUGCGCGGCGGCCGCGCGGCCCCCGCACCCACACCCACACUCCUCAGACAUCUCCGACUCCGAAUCCCUCGACCCCUUCUCGCUCUGGGACGAAUACGAGGAGUCCUUCGAAACAAAACCACCCAGAACCGUGAAACCCAGUGCAAAAAUCAUACUAAAGACCAAAUCCCCGAAAGUAAACAUGUCUAAAAGUGAAGAUGUUAGGAAAAAAGUUUUCAAAACUACGCACAUUAAUAUAGCGAGUCAUACGAACUUUAUAGUGACAAAACGCCCUGUAUUGUACAAUUCGAUAAAAAAAGGCCAGGGCGCAGUAGUGAAUGUUGGUGAAGAUUAUGUGUAUGUGGGUGCAUCGGACGUUGAACGCCCGCGUCCGACGAAAAGACCGACGACGACCCGUCGCCCGCCUUCGACGCGCCGCCCAAGUACGCGCCGCCCGCCUACCACAUCCAGGCGCCCCGUAGUCAAGCCGGUACGGACACCCACUAAAACGACCAAGGCGCCUAUCAGAAGGAAAACUACUACCUGCCCACCAAAGAAUCCUGGCUGGAUAUCGACAUUUUUUCAGCAAAAUAAAAUAAAGAAGCAUAAGCAGAAGCCUGCUAACACAGGUUUUUUCUCUAAGUUGUACACUUGGAUAUCUAACAAUACCUGGUUCAAUGGCGGAUGGUUCGACGAGGCACCCGCCGAGAAAUCUUCCACAACCACUACUGUAUCGCCGCAAACCACUACUCAAAACAGCUGGUUUCAAAGCUUACUGGAUUCUGAAGAAAACGAUGACGGUGCUUACGUCUUAAAUGUAGCUCAAAAAAAAUCGGCAAAGAAGUCAAUGAAAAAGAAUUAUAAAGGGCACCAAUUACUGCGUGCGUACCCUGACGCGCAGAGGAAAGUUAACGAGCUCCUAGAUCUUCGCGAUGAAGCUAAGGGUUCGGGAUUGAUGUGGUGGUCUUCACCUUCCUUGAACGGUUCCACUGAUCUCUUAGUGCCGCCUGAUCUCCUAGUAGACAUUAAAGAACAUUUGAAGUCUAUAAAAAUUGAUUUCGAUGUAAUAAUAUGGGAUUUACAGAAAGCUAUUGAUUACGAAAAUCCCAAGUUGUCUAAGAAACAAAGGCUAGAAUUGGAACAACUACGCGGUCACCCGUUAACGUGGAGGCGGUAUCACCGCUAUGCUGACAUCUUGCGAUAUUUUGAGUUCCUUCAUCAUUCUCACGGAGACCUGGUAGAGCUAGUGCCUCUCGGUCGAUCUUCGGAGGGACUGCCAUUAGUAGCUGUUAAGGAGGCGAUUAAAAAGAAGUGGAAGUUGCGAUCACGCAUGAAGCCCGUAGUUUGGAUCGACGGCGGUUCCCACGCCCGAGAGUGGAUCGCCCCAGCAGUCGCCACGUGGAUCCUGCACGCACUUAUAGAAGGAGAAAAAGGAUUAGGAACUGAGUACGAGGUUUUGAAGCAAGCGGACUUCUACAUCAUGCCUGUACUGAAUCCCGACGGGUACGAGCACUCUCAUACGCACGACCGUCUGUGGAUGAAGACGCGCUCGCGUCUCUCCGAUUACACCGACGAUUACUUCGACGGCUGGUUUCCGUGGAACUGGGGCCGCACCGAAUGCAUGGGAGCCGACGCGGACCGCAACUGGGAUUACCGAUGGGGCGAGCAGGACUCAUCCCGGGACCCGUGCGCGGACAACUUUGCCGGCCCCCAUCCGUUCAGCGAGCCGGAGACAAGAGCUGUAUCCGAGUUUUUGGCUGAGCACAGGGACCAAAUAAAAGUAUACAUAUCCCUGCAUGCGUACUCUCAAGCAUGGUUGGUGCCCAGCUCGCAAACUCGCGCGCCGUUCGCUGACGACGGCCUCACGGUCGAGAUGGGCAAACUAGCGACGUCAGCCCUAGCAGACCUAUACGGAACCAAGUACCAAGUUGGCACCGCAGCUGAGAUAAGACAGCCAGCUUCCGGAAUGUCACACGACUGGGCGAACGCACGCGCCGGAAUCAAGUUUUCUUAUCACGUGGAUCUUAGAGAUUCAUACGGACCUUAUGGAUUUUUACUACCGGGAGCUCAAAUUGUUUCAACGGCGCGAGAAACAUGGCAGGCCAUCAGGGCCAUCGUAGAUAAUAUCGCUCCGACUUCUUAACAUUUUGUGUAAUGAAACCAUAUUGCCAAAAAUCUAGUAAACCGCGUUUGUGAAUGAAAUCCAAAGUUUGAAAGGACAUAUAAAAAAUACAGGUAAAAGUAAAUACUUAUGUAAUUAACCAAAAAUACAUUGAACAGUAUUUGUUCUUUUGUCCAUCAUCAAAAAAUGUAAUGAUAAAGCACUUCUAAGUAAAAAAUGUACCAAGACGUGACUUCAUGCGACAUUUCAAAUUAAAUCAAAAUAUCUCUGUUAUGUUUAGAGUCACUAGAGUAUGUGAUUUAAUAAUAAAUGCGUAUCUAAUACUUCGUAAUAGACAACACGAUAAAAGAAGAAACAAAAGGUAGUCAUCAUGAAGAUAAUAGAAAUAGAGGGUAGCUAUUUAAGUUUGCUUGAUUGGACCUGGAGUCUGUCGUAACUUGACUAAGAAAGAAAGUCUGAAAGAAAGAAAAAAGUAAAAAUAAAUUCAAAGUAAAAAGCUUUUUAAAAACAAGCUUUUAUUUAAAUGCGCUAAAAAGAAUAAAAUAAAAAUUUCCUUUAAAACUUUUAUUAUGAACUUAAACGCCAUUACACAAUUGAUAUAACAUAUAACCUUGUCGCCAGAUUUAAGUAGGUUCUGGUAGUAACAAUAUCAAAAUUUAAAAAAAUAAAAUUAAUCCGAUCAAAUUUUGUUUAUAUACUUACACAGGUACAUCUCGCGACAAGCUUUUAUCUAUACUAAUAUUAUAAAGAGGAAAGAUUUGUAUCUAUGUUUGUAACGAAUUGGCUCAAAAAGUACUGGACUGUUUAACUUUUUUUAAAGCUUAUAUUUAACUUGCAAUGUAUUUUCUUACUUUUAAUUUUAUUUAGGAAAUAUAUUUUCAAGUAAGUAGGUACCUAAGUUAGUAACUAUAUUCUUUAAAAGCAACCGGUUAAUCGGUAGGGUAAUUAAUAAUAUUACAGUAAGGUAAUUUAUUUUCUAUAUU